Messenger RNA from Rhincodon typus (whale shark), 812 nucleotides. RefSeq names its product NPC intracellular cholesterol transporter 2-like. The coding region runs from base 51 to 500 and encodes 149 amino acids. Gene Ontology annotation, molecular function: cholesterol binding. Gene Ontology annotation, biological process: intracellular cholesterol transport; cholesterol efflux. The transcript is spliced from 4 exons. The record is from RefSeq and is a predicted model, not a curated record. NCBI's taxonomy places the organism in Eukaryota, Metazoa, Chordata, Chondrichthyes, Orectolobiformes, Rhincodontidae.
AAUCCACCCCCACAGCAGGCUGUUCUCUUCCCUUUCCCGGUCCUAGCAGCAUGGCGGUUCUGUGUCGCCUGUUGGUCACUCUCCUGUCCCUGGGGGCCCUGUGUGGGGCUGAACCUGUGAAGUUCCUGGAGUGCGAAUCUACAGCAGAACAAAUCAUAGUGGAUAUCACUCCCUGCCCUCUUCAACCUUGUCAACUUCGCAAAGGGCAAAUGUACAAUGUGAAUGUCACCUUCACUAGCACAACCUCGAGUAGUACCAGCAAGGCUGACGUUCAUGGUAUCUUAUCUGGAAUUCCAGUUCCAUUUCAUAUUCCUAAUUCUGAUGGAUGUAAAUCUGGGAUUAAAUGCCCCAUCCAAAAGAAUGGGAGGUACAGCUACGUCACUUCAUUACCAGUGAAAGACAUAUACCCAACAGUUAAGUUGGAGGUUAAAUGGGAACUGAAGGAUGACGAUGACAAGGAUAUCUUCUGCUGGAAGAUUCCAAUCCAGAUUACUGACUAAACCAGAUCACCGGAAUACUAACCCCAACAAGUGCUUCUCGUUCUUGUUCACUGUGGUCAGCUGCACUAUGGAAAAUUAAGCCAAACUUCUCUUGAAGAGAUUUUUUGAUAUUUUUACAAAGCCUUAUGCUUGUUUACUUUGGAGCACAGUUUUUAAGAAUUUAAUUAUGAAUUGUCCAAGGCUUUAAUACUAAACAUUUCUUGAAAAUUGAGAUAACAAGGUGUAGAGCUGGAUGAACGCAGCAGGCCAAGCAGCAUCAUAGGAGCAGGACUCGGCCUGCUGCGUUCAUCCAGCUCUACACCUUGUUAUCUU